GCUUAACACGCCGGCAGCUCAGUGCUGGCAGCAGCACUUGCCGACGUCAAACGUGCUCCCCCUUAUAGACGUGCGUCGUUUCCGGCCUACGUCCUCCUGCAGUCUUUCUUCCCGCAAUCAACACCGGAGUAAGCUUGAUUGCGACGCUCUUGUUUCACGACCGCCAUUUUUUUUCUUGUUCCUUUUCCCAUUCUCUCUCAUUUUUCACACAUCCAUCCAGAUUCGACAUGGCGGAUCAAUUGCGGUUCGACGGCCAGGUCGUUGUCGUCACCGGCGCGGGCGGCGGUCUCGGCAAGGCCUAUGCCACCUUCUUUGCGUCGCGCGGCGCCAGCGUCGUCGUGAAUGAUCUCGGCGGGUCCUUCAAGGGCGAGGGUAACGACACCAAGGCCGCCGAUGCCGUGGUCAACGAGAUCAAGGCCGCCGGCGGCAAGGCCGUCGCCAAUUAUGACAGCGUCGAGAACGGCGACAAGAUCAUCGAGACGGCUAUCAAGGCGUUCGGCCGCAUCGACAUCCUGAUCAACAACGCCGGUAUCCUGCGCGACAUCAGCUUCAAGAACAUGAAGGACCAGGACUGGGACCUGAUCUUCAAGGUGCACGUCAAGGGCAGCUACAAGUGCACCCGCGCCGCCUGGCCCUACUUCCGCAAGCAGAAGUACGGCCGCGUCAUCAACACGGCCUCUGCCGCCGGUCUGUUCGGCAACUUCGGCCAGGCCAACUACUCGGCUGCCAAGCUCGCCAUGGUUGGCUUCACCGAGACUCUCGCCAAGGAGGGCGCGAAGUACAACAUCAUCUGCAACGUCAUUGCGCCCGUUGCUGCUAGCCGCAUGACCGAGACCGUCAUGCCGCCAGAUGUCCUGGCGCUGAUGAAGCCCGAGUGGGUCGUCCCCCUGGUGGCUGUUCUGGUGCACAAGAACAACACGACCGAGUCCGGCUCCAUCUUCGAGGUUGGCGGCGGUCACAUUGCCAAGCUCCGUUGGGAGCGGUCCAGCGGUCUCCUGCUCAAGUGCGACGAGACCUACACUCCUGGCGCGAUCCUCAAGAAGUGGGAUCGCGUGACCGACUUCUCCAACCCCCAGUACCCCAGCGGCCCCAACGACUUCCUGACGCUCCUCGAGGAGUCGCAGAAGCUUGGCCCCAACGAGCAGGGCGAGAAGAUUGACUUUGCCGGUCGUGUCGCCCUGGUCACUGGCGGCGGUGCGGGUAUCGGCCGUGCCUACUGCUUGGCCUUUGCCAAGGCCGGUGCUGCGGUCGUCGUUAACGACCUUGUCAACCCUGACGGCGUCGUAAACGAGAUCAAGAAGCUGGGUGGCAAGGCCGUUGGUGCCAAGUUCUCUGCCGAGGAUGGUGAUGCCGUGGUUAAGGCCGCCAUUGAUGCGUUUGGCCGCAUCGAUAUCGUGAUCAACAACGCCGGCAUCCUGCGGGACAAGGCCUUCACCAACAUGGACGACAGCCACUGGGAUCCCGUCAUGAACGUCCACGCCCGCGGCACCUACAAGGUCACCAAGGCUGCCUGGCCUUACUUCCUGAAGCAGAAGUACGGCCGUAUCGUCAACACGACCUCCACCAGCGGUAUCUACGGCAACUUCGGCCAGGCCAACUACGCUGCGGCGAAAUGCGCGAUUCUCGGCUUCUCCCGCGCCCUGGCUCUCGAGGGUGCCAAGUACAACAUCUACGUCAACACCAUUGCUCCCAAUGCUGGCACUGCCAUGACCAAGACCAUCCUUCCCGAGGAGCUUGUCCAGGCUUUCAAGCCGGAGUACAUUGCGCCCCUCGUGCUCGCGCUCUGCAGCGACAAGGUGCCCAACCCGACGGGCGGCCUGUACGAGGUUGGCAGCGGUUGGGUUGGCCAGACCAGGUGGCAGCGCUCCGGCGGCCACGGCUUCCCCGUUGAUGUGCCCCUUACUCCCGAGGCCGUCGUCAAGAACUGGGAGCGCAUCGUCACGUUCGACGAACGGGCCGACCACCCCGAGAAGACGCAGGACAGCCUGCAGAAGAUCAUGGCCAACAUGGAGAACCGGAGCGGCGGAGGAAAGAGUGCCGAGUCCAACCAGUAUCUCGACGCAAUCCAGAAGGCCCUCAAGGCAGAGGGCAAGGGCACCGAGUUCAAGUUCACCGAGCGCGACGUGAUGCUGUACAACUUGGGCAUCGGUGCCAAGCGGACUGAUCUGCGUUACGUCUUCGAGGGCAACGAGGACUUCCAAGCCAUUCCCACCUUUGGCGUCAUCCCCCCCUUCGACGCCGAGACCCCCUACAACCUGGACGAGCUCGUUCCCAACUUCUCCCCCAUGAUGCUCCUCCACGGCGAGCAGUACCUCGAGGUCAGGAAGUAUCCCGUCCCUACCUCGGGUCGGCUCAUCUCCAAGGCCAAGCUGCUCGAGGUUGUGGACAAGGGCAACGCGGCCAUUGUUAAGUCGGGCGUGACGACCGUCAACGCCGAGACGGGCGAGGACGUCUUUUACAACGAAAUGACGGUCUUCUUGCGCGGGUGCGGCGGCUUCGGCGGCCAGAAGAAGCCGGCGGACCGGGGCGCCAGCACGGCGGCCAACAAGCCCCCCGCACGCGCGCCCGAUGUCGUGGUCGAGGAGAAGACGACCGAGGAACAGGCCGCCUUGUACCGGUUGAGUGGUGACUACAACCCCCUGCACAUCGACCCAGCCUUCGCCAAGAUGGGUGGCUUCAAGGUGCCCAUCCUGCACGGCCUCUGCUUCUUCGGCAUCGCGGGCAAGGCCGUCUACGAGAAGUUUGGCCGGUUCAAGAACAUCAAGGUGCGCUUUGCCGGCACCGUGCUGCCCGGCCAGACGCUGGUGACCGAGAUGUGGAAGGAGGAUGGAGGCAAGAAGGUCAUCUUCCAGACCAAGGUCAAGGAGACGGGCAAGCUGGCUAUCGGCGGGGCGGCGGCCGAGCUGGUCUAGGCGGCUAAUCACAGCCCGAGUCCCGCCGUGAGGGAAGGGGGCGAUGGAAGAAGUGGGAAAGGGAUUCCGCAGGACGCAAAACAAACCGAUGGCAGUUUGGGGAGAUGGGACCUCUUAUUCCGGGAGAUGGCGCUCGAUGAGUUUGUGAGCACAUAAGGAAAGGUUAGCGCGGAUUCAAGGAUCGGCCGACUUUUUAGAGUGUAUCAUUAGC
Messenger RNA from Thermothelomyces thermophilus ATCC 42464, 3123 nucleotides. RefSeq lists its product as uncharacterized. Gene Ontology annotation, molecular function: oxidoreductase activity. NCBI's taxonomy places the organism in Eukaryota, Fungi, Ascomycota, Sordariomycetes, Sordariales, Chaetomiaceae. The transcript is spliced from 6 exons. The record is from RefSeq and is a predicted model, not a curated record. Bases 228 to 2912 code for a protein of 894 amino acids.